Messenger RNA from Hyaloscypha bicolor E, 929 nucleotides. RefSeq names its product putative 60S ribosomal protein L27a. Gene Ontology annotation, biological process: translation. The record is from RefSeq and is a predicted model, not a curated record. The transcript has 3 exons. Lineage: Eukaryota; Fungi; Ascomycota; Leotiomycetes; Helotiales; Hyaloscyphaceae. Gene Ontology annotation, molecular function: structural constituent of ribosome. Gene Ontology annotation, cellular component: cytosolic large ribosomal subunit; ribosome. Bases 1 to 450 code for a protein of 149 amino acids.
AUGCCUACCCACUUGAGCAAGACCCGCAAACAUCGCGGACACGUCUCGGCCGGUCAUGGACGAGUAGGCAAGCACCGCAAGCAUCCUGGUGGACGAGGUCUCGCAGGUGGACAACAUCACCACAGGACGAACAUGGACAAGUACCAUCCGGGUUACUUUGGGAAGGUCGGAAUGCGAUAUUUCCAUAAGCAAGGCAACCACUUCUGGAAGCCGGUUAUCAACUUGGACAAGCUCUGGUCUCUCGUACCCGCCGAGAAGCGCGACGAGUACCUCUCCAGCAGCAAGAAAGACGUUGUUCCCGUCAUCGACCUCCUCCCCCUUGGUUACUCCAAGGUCCUCGGCAAGGGCAGACUCCCCGAAAUCCCACUAGUUGUCCGGGCACGAUGGUUCAGCAAGGAGGCAGAGCGGAAGAUCACUGAGGCUGGUGGUGUCGUAGAGCUGGUCGCAUGAGCGAAUCUGGUUUUUUAUUGCAUGGAUGGGGAAUUGAAGAUGGGCUUGAGAAAUAGCGGUCAUUGAUGAAGGGUUGAUGGCAUCGCUUUGUGGCUUCUGUUAUGGCAUGGGAGCCCAUGAAUGAAAAGCACAACUUCAAACCACAUGUUGCGAGCGAGAUCUGAUGAUGUGGUUUAUUAUUUUUGGCUGCUAUGGUAUCUUGGAGCUGACUGACAGAUGCCCGCACUCGAUGCUACAGCGCUAACUAUGUACUCGAACGCCUCUCUAUGCCCCUUUCACCAACGCCACAGCGACUCCGUUCCAUGCUACCUUACAACAUAUGCAUCUCCUCGUCAUCUGAAUAUACGUCUUCUCUCAAAAACUCAUGCUCAAGCGCCUCUUCCGCACUGAUACGCUUGUUGGGAUCCAGCUCAAAGCACCGUUCCAAGAAUCGUACUGCAGACUUCUCUUCAUCUGUCAGGGGGUCCUCUUUUCCGUCC